This is a messenger RNA of Iphiclides podalirius (scarce swallowtail), 708 nucleotides long. The record is from the annotation of a GenBank genome assembly. Lineage: Eukaryota; Metazoa; Arthropoda; Insecta; Lepidoptera; Papilionidae.
AUGAGAGAGUGCCGUCAAGACGAGGUCUUCCCGAAAUGUAGACUGCUUUACGCCAUAGUGUUCGUGUUUGCUUAUCUCGAGCUGAGGUGGUCCCAACGGGGAGCGUUGUUGAAGGCCCCCAUCGACACGAGCGAGAAGCCCAUCGUCUGGGUGCUGGGUGGCCCGGGAUCCGGCAAGGGCACUCAAUGCGAGAAGAUCAUAGCGAAGUACGGCUUCACCCACCUGUCCACCGGAGAUCUGCUUCGGGCGGAGGUCAAGAGCGGCUCCGAGCGCGCCAAGUGCCUCACGACCAUCAUGGAACGGGGUGAACUCGUCCCCAAUGAGACGGUGUUGGAGCUGCUGAAGGAGGCGAUAGAGGCACGCGCCGCCGACUCCAAAGGCUUCCUCAUCGACGGAUACCCGAGGGAGAAGUCGCAGGGAAUCGCCUUUGAAAACUCCAUCGCACCAGUCACUGUGAUACUGUACUUUGAGGCGUCGUGCGAGACUCUGACGAAGCGGCUGUUGGGCCGCGCGGCGAGCUCUGGCCGCGCCGACGACAACGAGGAGACCAUCAAGCUGCGCCUCAAGACCUUCCUCGACAACAACGACCUCGUCCUAGCGCAAUACCCAGACAAACUCACAAGGAUAAACGCUGAAGCCACAGUCGACGAAAUCUUCGGCGAAGUGCAAAAGAUCCUGGACCCCGUGGUAGCGGCCGCCGCCGCUAAC